Trichoplusia ni (cabbage looper) is the source of this 927-nucleotide messenger RNA. It is a transcript of the gene bonsai, whose product is annotated as 28S ribosomal protein S15, mitochondrial. Gene Ontology annotation, molecular function: structural constituent of ribosome. Gene Ontology annotation, biological process: translation. Bases 71 to 898 code for a protein of 275 amino acids. Gene Ontology annotation, cellular component: ribosome. The transcript is spliced from 5 exons. Lineage: Eukaryota; Metazoa; Arthropoda; Insecta; Lepidoptera; Noctuidae. The record is from RefSeq and is a predicted model, not a curated record.
UAUUUUGAGGUUAUAUCAAAAUAGACAUAGUUUUUAUAUUAUUACUUAAUAUUACUGAAAAAUAGUCGCUAUGUUGCGGCGAUUAGCAUGUACGGUCGUUCAAUCCCGAGGUAUUAAACAUACUGUGAAUGUGAAAUGGGUUCGACCAGAUUACGUGCCUUCUUAUAAACCAGAGAAGUCUGGUGACUUAGAAGGUCUUCCUCCCAUACCUGAAACCGCUAUAGGCAGAGAUUAUGCUUUGUCUGACGAAAUUAAAGAUGCAUCAGAAGCUGUGCGGAAGAUAUUUUCGGUCGGCCAUCUCGGUCGCAAAGAAUACAACUUGUUGGUAAAGAAAGAGAUGAUGGAUAGGGUUAAGAGGCAUCAGUAUGAUUACAGCUCAGCUGAAACUAAAAUUGCAUACCUUACUGGCCAGAUUCGCUACCUACAAGACACAAUGGACAAGUUCCCAAGAAAUAAGAAAAUGAAGCAACUGGUUCAAGAGAGAAUUGACAAGAGGAAGAAAUUACUCAAGUUUUUGAGACAAUAUGAUUACAAGAAAUUUGAAUGGAUUUUGGAAAAACUUAAUAUUGAAUACAAGGGCCAUCCAGAUUCUUACCAUAAGCUAUCCCGAAAGGAAUCACUCCGGAAGCUAACUGAAAUGCAUUGCGAUGACAUUCGGAACAAAAAACUCUCAGACUAUCGGAGCUUACUAGAAAGUCAACAAGGGCCUUUCUUAAAACAGAAGUUAGAAGCCCUCAAGUUCAUAAGGAAUGAACAGAAAGAGCUUGAGUUACCAAUAACGGUGACAGAACAGGAUAUACAAAAAGUAGAGAAGUUGUUGGAUGAUUGGACGAUAAAGGAUGAAAUUAAACAACAGGCGCAGAAGAAAAAGAAGAGUAUUUUGUUAGAUUCAGAUUAAUUGUAGGAAUAUAUUGUUUGUAGAUCGUU